Messenger RNA from Gadus morhua (Atlantic cod), 1613 nucleotides. RefSeq names its product potassium channel tetramerization domain containing 1 (gene kctd1). The record is from RefSeq and is a predicted model, not a curated record. Gene Ontology annotation, biological process: negative regulation of DNA-templated transcription; protein homooligomerization. NCBI's taxonomy places the organism in Eukaryota, Metazoa, Chordata, Actinopteri, Gadiformes, Gadidae. Gene Ontology annotation, cellular component: nucleus. Bases 499 to 1530 code for a protein of 343 amino acids. Gene Ontology annotation, molecular function: transcription corepressor activity; transcription factor binding. The transcript is spliced from 5 exons.
CCGAUGGGAACACGACUGCCUUUCACAAAGACGAACAAUGGAUCUGAACACCACUACGUGGGAAGAUGCCCUGGAAUAACCAGGGCAUCAGGGGGCCAGGGGCCAUUUCAAAAUACACGGCAAGACGCUCACUUUUUAAAUAGUUUUUUAUUUAAAAAGAAAACGCAUCAUGUUAAAUAAGAGGCACAUGUAUUAAAAUAUCCAGACAAUGCGCCAAACGCAGCCUAUACCUGCCGCUGAAACAGCGACAGCCCUGAAGAGCCCGGGGCGAUGCGCAGCGUAAUGUUGUCGGGGGGUUUUGACUUCUCCCAGCCAUUGCAAAGAAGCCGCUCUGCCUGACUGCCACGGAAACCGCUUCUCCUCUGGCUGCUGCAAGCUAAGCCCCUUUUUUUUUUCUUCCCUCUCCUAUCCUCCACACCCCUUCCAGCUUUGGCAGGUGUGGAACUUGAGCAUCCUUUCUAUCUUCUUAAUAACUUGUGUAGUCGUGCGCCCGCUGUAAUGGACGAAACGGAUAUCAUGGACUUAACGCAUCACAAAACGAGAAAGCGACCGCGUCCAAUCAGUUCUUUGGAUUCCGAGUCCAUGCACGCGUCUCUUAAACGGCUCCCGAUCCGAGCGCUGGAGUGCAGGGAUCCCUCGCUUAUGUUUGCACUUAGAGGAGAUCCGAUACCUGCAGCGUCUUUGAAGCAAAAUGAUCAUUCCGUGUCUUCCUCUCCGACCACAGUAAUGCCAGCGCAGGAUAACCGCUCCAGCAUGUCCCGGCCCAUGAUCAACCGGUCGCCGGCCUCCCCCCUCAGCAACCAGGGCAUCCCCGCGCCUGCCCAGCUCACCAAGUCCAACGCCCCGGUGCACAUCGACGUGGGCGGACACAUGUACACCAGCAGCCUGGCCACGCUCACGAAGUACCCAGAGUCCAGAAUCGGCCGUCUCUUCGAUGGCACGGAGCCCAUAGUGCUGGACAGCCUGAAGCAGCACUACUUCAUUGACAGGGAUGGACACAUGUUCCGCUACAUCCUCAACUUCCUCCGGACGUCCAAGCUCCUCAUCCCAGACGACUUCAAAGACUACAGCCUGCUGUACGAGGAGGCGCGCUACUUCCAGCUGCAGCCCAUGCUGACGGAGCUGGAGCGCUGGCGGCAGGACCGCGAGCUGAGCCGGGUGUCGCGGCCGUGCGAGUGCCUGGUGGUGCGCGUGGCGCCCGACCUGGGCGAGCGCAUCACGCUGAGCGGCGACAAGGCGCUCAUCGAGGACGUCUUCCCCGAGAUCGGCGACGUCAUGUGCAACUCGGUCAACGCCGGCUGGAACCACGACUCCACGCACGUCAUCCGCUUCCCCCUCAACGGCUACUGCCACCUCAACUCUGUGCAGGUGCUGGAGCGCCUGCAGCAGCGUGGCUUUGACAUCGUGGGCUCUUGCGGCGGCGGCGUGGACUCGUCCCAGUUCAGCGAGUACGUCCUCCGGAGGGAACUGAGGAGGACGGGUCAGCGGACCCCCAACUCAAACAGGAUAAAACAGGAGCAGCUGGACUAGAGGGGACCUCCCGGCCGCCAGGAGGCACUAGACUUUUCUGUGGCAGCCCCCCAGCCCCACGCCCCCCCUCCUCAUCUAACCCC